CAGUACUCAGCGCUCUGCAACUAGCCAUGGCGUUUAAGCUCUUCAUCAUCGCCGCCCUUGUGGUCAUGACUGCCGGCCGCCCAGAAUUCGACAGCCCAUCCUACCCCGCCCACGCCCACGCAGCCCCAGAGGAUCCCGUCCGCUACGACUUCAGCUACGGCGUGAACGACGCGUAUUCGGGGACGCCCCACGGACACGAAGAAUCCCGAGACGGACAGUUCACGAAGGGCAUCUACUACGUACAGCUUCCCGACGGACGCCUGCAGCAGAUCACGUACACGGUCGAUGGGGAUUCUGGCUUCCUGGCUGAGCUGAAGCACUGAGGCUUCUGUGUAGGGGGGGGGGGGUUGUCUGUUUUAUUGUUUGAGGUACAGUGGCUGUGGUGAGAAGGAUGUAUUGUGUGGUUUUAUUUUGGAGUUGAUGUAGUUGAGUCUAUUAAAAGAUGUAUUUUGA
Molecule: messenger RNA, 453 nt
Organism: Penaeus vannamei (Pacific white shrimp)
Lineage: Eukaryota; Metazoa; Arthropoda; Malacostraca; Decapoda; Penaeidae
Source: RefSeq, a predicted model, not a curated record